AUGGCUUGGUCGAAAACCACCCGGAUCAGCAUAAUGCUGGCCAUUGAUAUCGCCUUCUUUCUCAUAGAGUUGAUAUCGGGUUUUAUGGUCCAUUCCUUGGCAUUGAUGGCAGACGCGUUCCACAUGCUGAACGAUAUCAUCUCGCUGAUUAUUGGUCUGUGGGCUGUGACUGUCGCCAAGAGAGAAACUACCAACAAAUUUUCUUACGGCUGGGUUCGCGCCGAAAUCCUCGGUGCCGCUUUCAACGCUGUUUUCCUAAUCGCCCUUUGCGUCUCUAUCAUUCUCGAAGCGUUAACUCGGUUCAUCGAGCCUCAGGAAGUCUCGAACCCGAAACUUAUUCUUAUCGUGGGCUGCUGCGGGUUGGCCUCGAAUCUAGUCGGGUUUUUGGUUCUAGGAGGACAUGGGCAUGAUCACGGCGAACAUUCCCACGAUGACGACCACGACCACGACCACGGACACGAACAUGUUCACAAGCACGAUGGCAUUAGAGCCGCUGAGGAGGGUAGAGUAACAGCCACUGAGGAAUUUAUAGACGAGAACGGUCCGGUGGGAGAUAUACUGCCCGAAGUUACGGUAGCAAGAGCUCGCGCUGCAAACGCCUCACCAGAGACCGUUCGUCACAUCCAAUUCGAGCAACUAGGAAGGCCGGAUCUUCACGAACGAGGCGGUAGUCGGAGCUCCGGUCCUAGGGGAAGAGACCGUCGACGCGCAGGCAGCCUUAAGCAUAGCCGUUUAGCUAGUAUCGAUGAUUUCAGCAUCCACCCGGCGAGCUUCAGACAAGACAUCAUCGAACAUAGCCGAUCCAGCCAUAACGAGGAAACCGAUGAGAGUUCUAUUGACGAUAAUUAUACGGACUCUCCUGUUCGUGACGAAUCAGCUAUUGACGAGACCACACCCCUAGUAGCGAACGAGCGUGUAGCAGAUAAGUCGUCCGCUCACAAGGGUCACUCAAGCCGGUCGAGAAGUUCUCAUCGCCAUCAUCGUACUAGACGUGACUCAGGAACGCACUUAGACCAUCACCACAACAGGCCGAAGUCUAGGUCGAGGAAGAAGGGACACGGUCAUAGUCAUAACCACGCCGACAUGGGCAUGAACGCUAUGAUCCUCCAUGUCUUGGGUGAUGCUCUAGGAAACGUUGGUGUCAUCGCUACCGCCCUGAUUAUCUGGCUCACUGAUUGGCCGGGACGAUACUACGCUGAUCCGGCUGUGUCAUUAUUUAUUACCCUUAUCAUUCUUAGAUCGGCAAUUCCCUUGACGAAAGCGACGGCCCAGGUGCUGCUACAGGCUACGCCGGAUCACAUCGAUGUCCAAGACAUUAAAGAGGAUAUCCAGGCUCUACCAGGCGUAAUUAGCUGCCACCACGUCCAUAUCUGGCAACUUUCCGACACAAAGGUGAUCGCGUCGCUGCACGUGCAGGUCGCAUUUCCAAUCACGAGCGAGGGGGGAGAGAGGUACAUGAAGCUCGCUAAACAAGCACGGAAAUGCCUUCACGCCUAUGGCAUCCAUAGCGCCACUAUACAACCCGAGUUCUGUCUGGACCAAGACUGCGCUCCUAUUGACGACGGCUCUACGACGCUCGACGGACAAGCCUCGCCACGCUAUCCACCCGAUGUGUGUCUUCUAGAAUGCGUAGAUGACUGCGUGGGCCAAGGUUGCUGUCCGCCACCUUCGGGAACGGCCUCUAAGGCAGGAUCGAGCCGCAGAUCCAGUCACUCGGCAUCUCACGAUCACAACGGGGACAGUGAUCACGGACAUGGACAUCACCAUUAG
Molecule: messenger RNA, 1770 nt
Organism: Daldinia vernicosa
Lineage: Eukaryota; Fungi; Ascomycota; Sordariomycetes; Xylariales; Hypoxylaceae
Product: cation efflux protein
Exons: 1
Coding region: 1-1770 (589 amino acids)
Biological process (GO): intracellular zinc ion homeostasis; zinc ion transmembrane transport
Cellular component (GO): membrane
Molecular function (GO): zinc ion transmembrane transporter activity
Source: RefSeq, a predicted model, not a curated record